ACGAGUGUGUGCCGCCCGGUGUGGAUGUCCCUCUGUUCCCCGGUGAAGACGCACCGAGCCCCGGCCUUGUGAGCAUGCCCCAGCCCGGCGUGUGACCCGCCGGACGUCGCGGAGCGGCCGCAGGGAGCCAGUCCAGAUCCCCGGGGCCGCGUUGGGAGCUCCGAGCACCGGCAGGAUGUUGCAGGUUCUGGCGUGUGGCGCCGUGGUGUUCCCCGGGCUGUUCCUCGCCUUCAGGCGGCUGCUGCCCUGCGUGUUCCGCCGCUGGAGCGAGGCCGACGUGGUGCUGGUCAGCGAGAGAGUGGUGUCCUCCAUCCAUGCCAUCAUGGCAACAACUGCAGGAGUCAUCAUUGUGGCAUCAUGCAGGGACAACGUCAUUAACGACAGGCACUGGCUGGCCACAUCCUUCGUCAUCUGGUACGGCGUGCCCUACAUGACGUACGACCUCUUCGCCAUGUACCUCAGUCACUACCACCGUUUCCGAGUCAAAGGUCACGAGGACUACAAGCAGCACUCGCUGAAGACGGUGAACUCCUUCGUCCGCAGGGAGUUCCUGCUGGUGCUGCAUCACAUCGCGCUGCUCACCAUCCUGCUGCCCGUCACACUGUUCUUCAGGCAGGACCAGGGGGAUUUCUUCAUUGGCUGCCUGUUUCUAACAGAGCUCAGCACUCCCUUUGUCUCCCUGGGGAAGAUACUCAUUCAGCUUGCCCUCCAGAACUGCUGGCUGCACAAGGCCAAUGGCGGCAUGGUACUGUUCACCUUCUUCAUGUGCCGCAUCGCUCUCUUCCCCUACAUGUACUGGAUGUACGGCCGCCACUAUGGAGUCCCGCUCUACAGCGUGCCCUUCCACCUGCCGCUGUCCACCAACGUGGGCAACUUCUGCAUCCUGGCGCCACAGGUCUACUGGUUCGUGCUGCUCUGCCGGAAAGGCUACCGCCUGUACAAGCGCAGCCGAUGUCCCGAUCCGUCUCCUGCGGUCACAGUCACUGACAAUUCUAAGGACAAUUGAUAUCCGGUUCACGAUUGCUCGCUCAAGCUGCUCACUCAGCUACUAACGCAACUACUUCUACAGAGGCACUAGUUUGACUUAACAUUUUUCGAACCCCACCAUUGUACUGUAGUACACCAGGACUGCCUGCUGUUGUCCCACAAAUCCUGGGCAUUUUCCGCACACUUUUAAUUCCUCUGUUACAAAUCUGCUGCCUACAUGGACCUCUCCACCGAUCGAACUCUAACUACUGAAGUUUGCCGACUGGGGUGUUUUUUUUGUUUUUUUUUUGGAUUUGGCUCUAGCCUGGAUCUUGUUGAAGUGCAACCCUGCGUCCGUCUACAUCCUCAACACGGAAGAAUGGUCAUGUUUGCUUCACUGAGAGUAGAACAUGGAGUUAAAAGCACCAAAAACUGAAGAGGAGCUUCCAUGGACAGACAUCUUAUCUCUUACUCCUACUGUGUUUACAGCCUCUGCUGAUUUGAAAGGUCUGUUACAGUGUGUGUGCAUGAGUGUGUGUGUGUGAGCGGCUGUUACGACAGGUUGUAUUUAUUUUUAUGGUUUUUCUGUAAUGUGUCCGAUAGUUUCCCAUCUCAUCCAUUCACUAAUCAAAGAAGAAGGAUUAGGAAUAGCGGUGGGAGUGAACUCAGGCAGUAUUGGCAGGAAAAGGUAUGAAGAGAACAAGUCGCCUCAUCCACACUAGAGAAAUAACAACAGCUACAGUUGUUAAUACCCAUUAAUGUGAUGUAAUGUUAAGGUUUCAGCCCUGUUUAUUGUGUUUGUAGUUUCCCACACUGCAUGCCCUCACGGCAACAGCCCCACAUUCCUCACCGGAGCAUCCAGCCCAGAUUUAUGGUCCUGAUUCUUUUGUUUUCAGUAUCCACCCCCUUCAAUAGAGCCACUGUUGUUCAGCAUGCAAACUGUAUCCCCAUGAAUUGAUGCUGCGCUCGUGGACUCUCUGCAUUUUUCAAGGGUUAGGAGGAAAUAUCAUCCUGUGUUUGGAGAAUGGUGUCACCGACGAGAGGUCUUAGCUGAGGGGAAGCAUUCUUCAUUUUCAUUUGAAACCAUUAAGAAAUAUGCCCCAUGCUGGAUACUGAAAAGACCUCAAAAGAAUCACUUUCAGAAAAAUAUAAACCAGGCACCAAAUAAUAAGUCGACAGGAUGAGAUUUGGACUAACCUUCACCUGAAUUAAGUUCUGAAGACUGAGUAUAAACUGAGCAUGUGAGGAUUUUUACUUGAGGGUCAAUUUGGCUUCUUGCUGCUGAGAGUUUAUUUUCUGGAUCCACAGUCUUUGUUUGGAAACGUCACAGCUGUCACAGAAAAACGCUGACAGUCUUUGACCGUUGCUACGUGUUGAAGAUUACUUUUCUCCUAUAGGCGCUGGAGACUUGGUCAAAGCCGUGGGACAAACUCAGGGUCAAGGUCAGAGCAAUAAGGUGGGCAGGGGGGGCUCACCAGGGCAAAAAAAACAAGACAGAGGUUUGACAUUUCUGAGCAAUUUAUCCACAUAUAUAAACACGUAUGAAUUGAGGAUAUUAGAAGAUGAAGUUCAGUAAGUGUUGAGUUUCCCCAGGGCUCCGGAGAUUUGUAUGCACUUCACACAGGGCUGUACAUACUUAAUGUUUUUAGACAUUUACAUCAUGUUUUAAUCAUAUAAAGCUAGUUUUAAACCUUGAUCUUAUAUCUAUAUCAUGCAAAGCAAUUACCUUUGGAUUCACAGUUGCAUAAUGACAUUUAUCGUAGAC
This is a messenger RNA of Limanda limanda (common dab), 2731 nucleotides long. RefSeq names its product TLC domain containing 3A (gene tlcd3a). NCBI's taxonomy places the organism in Eukaryota, Metazoa, Chordata, Actinopteri, Pleuronectiformes, Pleuronectidae. The transcript is spliced from 5 exons. Gene Ontology annotation, biological process: lipid homeostasis. Bases 176 to 1006 code for a protein of 276 amino acids. Gene Ontology annotation, cellular component: endoplasmic reticulum; membrane. The record is from RefSeq and is a predicted model, not a curated record.